AGAGUGAAGGUAGAUAGAGCUGUAGCAGUGUGACAUUCUUUAGGGAGCUAUGGCUGUCCGGAGCAUAGCAGUAGGAGCUUUGAUCCUCGUCGUAGCUUACGUUUGUGGUGGUGUUGGAGCUGAGCAGGAACAUCCCCGUAAGCCGGGAGCUCCCAGAGAGAAGCACUGCCGAGCCGAGACUCCCGCUGACGAUGGCUGGAUUUCGCAGUGCAGCGGCAAGAUCUCCUGUCCGAGCACUUGCCCGCGGUGCCAUCUCUCGUGCAAGUUUUGCGGGAUGAUCUACUGCCCGAGAUGCAACAAGAUUGGGUCGGUCUGUCAAGACCCACGAUUCAUUGGCGGGGAUGGAGUUACCUUCUACUUCCACGGCGAGAAAGAUAAGAACUUUUGCCUCGUCUCGGACUCUAGCUUCCAUUUGAACGCUCACUUGAUCGGCAAGAGGCCUCCUGGCAGGAGCAGGGACUUCACCUGGAUUCAAGCUCUCGGCAUUCUCUUUGGUCCCCACAAGCUCUACGUCGGGGCCAGGAGAGUGGCGACUUGGGAUGGAGCAAAGGACCACUUUCUCGUCCACUUCGACAGCAAUGCCGUGAGCAUCGAGCAAGGAACCGGGGCGGUCUGGGAGGCCGAGUCGGGGCCUGUGAAGCUCACUCGGUUGGAGGCGACGAAUUCGCUCAGCGUUUUCAUCCCGGGCGCUCUCAACGCGUCGGUGGCGAUUGUUCCCAUCUCCAAGGAGGAGUCGCGGGUUCACGGUUACGAGAUCUCGGGCGACGACUGCUUCGCGCAUCUCGAAGUUAACUUCCAGUUCGCGGGCCUUGGCUCGCGAGUGGAAGGCCUUCUUGGGCAGACUUACGCGGCCGAUUGGAGAUCGCCCAUCAAGGAGGAAGGCAUCGCGAUGCCGACGCUGGGUGCUCGAGCCGAUCGAUACGAGGCAUCGUCUAUCCUCACGCCGGAUUGUAGCGUUUCUCAGUUCCAUAGGGCCUUGUAAAAAAGGUCUAAGAAUAUUUCAAGUAUAUUGCUUGGAGAUAGGGUUUAUUUUGUUAAAGAUGGAGCUUAAGGAGAAAUCAUGUGAAACUUAAGCUGA
Molecule: messenger RNA, 1078 nt
Organism: Selaginella moellendorffii
Lineage: Eukaryota; Viridiplantae; Streptophyta; Lycopodiopsida; Selaginellales; Selaginellaceae
Exons: 2
Coding region: 50-982 (310 amino acids)
Source: RefSeq, a predicted model, not a curated record